CCCCACACUGGGGACGGAGCCUGCAACCCAGGGAUGUGCCCUGACCCAGAAUCCAACCGUGACCUCCUGGUUCAUAGGUCCAUGUUCAACCACUGCCACAUUGGCCAGGCGAUCCUCAUAGAUUCAACCAAACUGGAUUUGCAGAAACGUUUUGUGAUAAGAACAGCAAGAUAACGUAACCUCUGCCAUAACCUCCCGGCUAGCUGAAACUCGGAACACUUUGUCCCGGUGAGAAGGUGUGGAAGACAUCUAGGUGCAGCAUCCGCGAGACCGGGAAAUUUAGUCUGCUUUUGGAAAAGAGAAUUUUAUCAAAACAUUUCAUACUUCACUUAAUCUUGUUAAACCUUCAGAAAGUCAAAACUGCUAGUGUUUGCCGCUGCAGUUUCUCAGGAGAUGGCGCCAUGGGAAAAGUGGACGGAAAGAAAGACCACAAAAGCCAAUUUCGCCCCCCACCCCCUCGCGGCGGCGCCUCUCCGGGGAGACCGGCAGGGGGCGCGCGCGGGCCGGCUCGCGGCUGCUUCCUGGGCACGUGACCACCUUUCGCUUUACGGCACGUCGCCUGCCGCGGCGGCGGUUACCAUGGGGAUAGGGCUUGGGUGGCAACCGUAACUAGGGAGCCGGAGUUGGAGAAAGCGGCUGCUGGGAAGCGGCUGAGGAGUCCGAGCAGCCGGACGACCCCGGGCUUGUGAGCACCGGGCUGGGCGCGCUAGGAAACGCCAGAGAGAACAAUGUCAGAUGCAAAGAGAAACCCACCAGAAGAAGCGGAAGAUGGAGAAACAGAAAUGAAAGAAGAAAAAUAUCCAGAUCAUGAAGACCUAACACCAGGGAGAGAGACUCAGGAGGAGAAAGAGGCGGAGGAUGAGGAAGAGAAUGGACAGCUGGAGGAAGAGGAAGAGGAGGAGGAGGAAGAGGAAGAGGAGGAAGAAGAGGAAGGACUGCUGGAGGAAGAGGAAGGGAAAGGACAGCUAGAGGAGGAGGAAGGGGAAGGACUGCUGGAGGAGGAGGAAGAAGAAAAGGGUGGAGCAGGACUGGACAAGGUGGCUGCACGGUUCCAGGAAGAACUCGUGGAGGAGCCCCAACAAAUCGCCAUGUCCGUGAGCAGUUUGCAGGGACGCCCAUUGACUGGUUCCCAGUCACUCACGUCAGAAAGUUCGACAACGCGUUCGCUGCAGGCAGAGAGUCCGAGCACCCCGAGCUCCCACGACUAUGACCUGGAGCUCACCAGUUCUGACGAGAAGCUGGUAACUUCCCUUCAAAAGAAGACGGCCCAAGGGCCCCCCGAGACACCGGGCCCCGAGAGAGCUGCCAGGCCGGCAGCAAAGGGGGAGAGGAAGCCAGAAAAGAGAGUGGGCCUCUCGGCCGCGGAAGAAGCGCCCAGAGCUCGCCUCCGGCUGGACUCGCUGGUGUCCAUCAGCAGUAAGGACAUCUUGUUUGAAAAGGAGGACCAGGUCAGCGUGUAUCCCUUGACCAUGACGUGGAAGUACGGGUGGAACAGCUCCCUGCCCGUGUACUACAUCCGAGACCAAAAGCAGAGGGUGCUCCUGUACGCCAGCGCCCACACCGCCGUCAUCUACAACGUGUUCAAGAACGACCAGCAUCACCUCAUGGGCCACCCGAACGUGAUCUCCUGCAUGUGCAUCAGCGAGGAUAGGCGGUGGAUCGCCACGGCCGACAAAGGGCCCAACUGCCUGCUGAUCAUGUGGGACUCCUUCACAGGGAUUCCCGUGCACACAAUCUUCGACAGCUGCCCGGGAGGGGAGGGCAUCAGGGCCAUAGCCAUCACCCGAGAUGCCAAGUAUCUGGCCACCAUCUCGGAUGCUGAAGUCCAGAGAGUUUGCAUCUGGAGGUGGACUUUAGCGGCCGAAACCCCGGCAUGCACGCUGGACCUUCCCAAAGAGUACGGUCCUCAGAACUACCUUCUUUUUAAUCCAACAAAUAAUAAAGAAUUGGUGAGCAAUAGUAAAAUACAGGCAAUAUAUUAUUUGUGGGAUGAAGAGAGAGAGGUGCUUAUUCACAGUGCCCCACUUUUAACAGAAAAAACAUUCAACAAGCACGUGGGGAAGUUCAGCCAGUCCAUCUUCCACCUGAACCUGACCCAAGUCCUCUCGGCGACCCUGGAAGGGAAGCUGGUGGUCUGGGAUGUGUACCGCCCGCCGCCCUCAGCCUCCGCCUCCCCGGCCCUUCCCUACAUCAAGCCUUGUAAACUGGUUCAUUUGCAGAAAGAGGGCAUCACGGUGCUUACUACCGUUGACAGCUACAUUGUCACAGGUGACGUGAAGGGUAGCAUUAAGUUCUACGACUGCACCCUGUCCAUCCUUAACUGGUUCAGCAACUUCAAGCUGAGCUCCAUCAGAACGCUGUCCUUCUCCAAGACCCCCGCAACGCCGCCCACCGAGAAAUCAAACUACCCUUCAGACUGCACCUUAAAAGGCGACACUUUUGUCGUAAGGAAUUUUAUCAUCGGAACAUCUGACGCGAUCGUGUACCACUUAAAGGCGGAUGAGACCAAACUGGAGAAGCUAAUCAUAGAGCCCAAGGAAGCCAUUUGCGCCAUUGCCUGCCACCCCUAUAAGCCCCUCAUCACCAUCGGGAGCUUCUGUGGGAUGAUCAAGGUGUGGGAUUACAGGAAGAAAAGAAACCUUUUCAGCAGAGUCUUCGAGAAGGGGCUUGGGAUCCAGAGCCUGACCUACAACCCCGAAGGAAACCUCCUUGGAGCUGGCUUCACAGAGGGGACAGUUUACAUUCUUGAUGCAAUGUCCUUGGAAAACGGAAUCCCAGAGCCUUUCAAAUAUUCCAGGACCAGCGUGACUCACAUAAGCUUCUCCCAUAACUCCCAGUACAUGGCAACCGCGGAUGCAAGCUUUACCGUGGCCGUUUACGUGGUCAAGGUUAGAAACAGUCAGAGGGUCUGGGAAUACCUGGCAAGGCUGCGCUCUCAUCGCCAGAGCCUCCGGAGCCUCCUGUUCGGGGUCCAUCUGGACAGCAACGAGCCCAGACUGCUGAGCCUCGGGAGGGACAGGCUCCUGAUCGAGUAUAAUCUUCUGAAGAGCCACAAAAACCACCUGGAAGUGCUGGACAUUCACCAGACCGACCAGGGCAGCUACCCCACCUGCAUGAUCUGGUACCCUCCGCUCACCAAGGAGCUCUUCCUGCUCAUCUCCAACAGCGGCUACAAAGUGAAGCUUUUCAACUCUACCACCAAGAUGUGCAGAAAGACCCUCCUGGGACCGGUGUACGGGUCUCCCAUGGAGCAGAUCCAGGUCCUGCCUGUGAAAGCCGCCAUCGAGCUGCCGAGGCGCUACCUGGUGUUCAUCAACAGAGACAAGGUCGGACUCCAGAUCUUACCGAUAGAUGGCAAUCCCCAUAAGACCUGUGCUAUCGUCUGCCACCCAAACGGGACGGCCGGGAUGGCCCUCUCCUAUAAUGGCCACUACAUCUUCACGGCCGGAGGACAGGACCUCUCUGUGGUGCAGUGGGAAGUCAACCUCAGCGCCCUGGAGGCGGCCGUUUCUCUCGGGGGCGAAGACCUGAUCCCGUUCUAUGGCCUGGUGUCUGGUGGCAGGGAAGGAAAAUUCUACAGGGAGCUGGAAGACUAUUUUUACUACUCACAGCUCCGUAGCCAAGGUAUCGACACAAUGGAGGCCAGGAAGGUGUCGGAACACAUUUGCCUGUCGGAGGUGCCUUUUGUCAUGAGAGCCAUCGGCUUUUACCCAUCGGAGGAGAAGAUUGAUGAUAUAUUUAACGAAAUCAAAUUUAGUGAGUAUGUGGAUACUGGCGAGGUCAUUGACAAAAUCACCUUACCGGAUUUCCUGAAAGUCUACCUUAACCACCGGCCACCUUUUGGUAACACCAUGAGUUCCAUCCAGGAGAGCUUCGACAUUCUGGGCUAUACCAACUCAGAAGGAAAGAAAGCUAUUCGGAGAGAGGAUUUCCUGAAACUGCUUCUAACUAAAGGGGAGCACAUGACGGAGGAGGAGCUGUCUGACUGCUUCGCCACGCUGCUGGGCAUGAGCCCCGAGGGCUGGAACUCCGAGCCGGCCGCCUCUGCCCUCAAAGGGCCGGAAGUGCGCUUGGAAGAGGAACUCCCAGAAGAGAUCACGGCGGAAAUAUUCGUCACGGACAUUCUGGGCCUGACCAUCUCACCCAGUGGUUUGGGAGAAGGUGCUGGGGCCAGCAAGGAGGCAAUGGGUGUCUGAAGGACCAAGGACUGUGUGUGGGGGGAGGGUUAUUUUCCCUCCACGUGUCUCCCUACCCCCAUGCCGGCCUUGAAAACAUGUAGACAUUAAAAGCAAGUUUCUGGUAAGCGGCGGGAUUCCCCAAGUUGGAGGUUCCCCUGUUUCUGAAACAGCGAGGCAAGGCCGCCGGAGAGGGCUCGGAGGGGGAGCAGGCGGCGGUGCGGGCCCAGGAGCCUCAGCCUUCAGCAGGCCUUCCUAGGGGCACGGGUGGCCUGUUCCCUUCCCCGCGAAUGCCCCCCGGGCCCCGGCCUACAAGCCCAAUGUCAGCAAGGUCACCAGACGUCCGUUUUUAGCGGGACAGUCCCAAUUUUUAACAAUUUGUCCCGCGGCAUUUUAAAAAAAAUUUUAAAGAUUUUUUGGGACUUUUUUAAAAUGCUGCGAGACGCGGGACAAAUUGUUAAAAAUUGGGACGUCUGGACACCUUACCAAUGUGGGUGGGACCGCCCCGCCUGCUGUCGGGGCCCCUGAGAGUCUCUUGCUCACGGUUUCUCGUCAGCAAAACACCCGAGCAGCUGUACGUGGCCGUUGGGAAGAGCACUACUGGCCAUGCUUAACGGGGUGGCAACUGCCAGAGAGAGUGCAAAAGGCACCCUGUGUGGCUGCACCUGGACCCGCAUCCACAGGCCGCCCUGCCCUCCCCCCCAGCAGACACCGGCCUGGCGGGUCUGCCGCCUCUCCCUCCAUGGGCUUCACAACACGCAGAGGCAAGACACGGGCCGGCCCCCCGGCCCAGGGGGUGUUUAGGGAACACGCUACGUGUCUCUCAGUGUUUUCACCUUAAAAAGGAGGUGCCGUCACUGCGUACACAGGUGGAAGUUAUGGUCUGACUUUAGAGUUUUGUCCUCAGUUUCCAGGUCUCCUUUUUCAGGCAAAUGUGUGCGAUGUUAUCUCCCACACGUGGUCAGUCCAGCACACACACACCCCCAAACCAGGGCCUUCCCCGCUGCCCGGCGCCCACCUGGACCGCAGACGGGAACCGUCGCCCCGGACUAGCCUGUCACUGCUACCCUGGGACAGACAGCGUCUCAUUGUGUCACCAGUGCUAGCUUACAUUUUGUUCUUAAAUAAAAAUAAAAAAAACAAGCCCCGUGAAUCAGUUUUGCAGCUGCUCAGGGCUUCAGAGAUAAUAUUACCAAACAGCAGGCCGGUGAGAACGUUCUCAGGGACAUUUUAGGCAACAGGAAACCCCAAAUGACUUGUUCUCUUAAAACAACAGCUCAGAGUUGGAU
Pipistrellus kuhlii (Kuhl's pipistrelle) is the source of this 5464-nucleotide messenger RNA. RefSeq names its product cilia and flagella associated protein 251 (gene CFAP251). NCBI's taxonomy places the organism in Eukaryota, Metazoa, Chordata, Mammalia, Chiroptera, Vespertilionidae. The transcript has 22 exons. Gene Ontology annotation, molecular function: protein binding. Gene Ontology annotation, cellular component: sperm flagellum. The record is from RefSeq and is a predicted model, not a curated record. The coding region runs from base 729 to 4196 and encodes 1155 amino acids.